AUGCCAGAGCAGACGACACAGUCUCGUAAACGUCAGAAGACGCCCAAGACGGCGACUUUUCACCCAUAUGCCAUUCCUGCAUCCUUGUCAUUGCAGGUGGUGAGCCACCCUCUGAAAAUACGUCCCGCUGGGAAUUUGCUGCUCGCCGGAAAGGAGACGGAAGAAAAGCUGCGUAUGUCGAUGGGCGACUUUCACAGAUUCCCAGAGCAGCUGAUCAUGGAUAUUCUUGGAUUUCUAGACUCAGCCACUGACUUGGGACAUGUGAUGUGUGUCUCCCGAUUUUUCUACGCCUUUACCAGCUCUGACGAGCUAUGGAAGCAGAUAUAUCUUAAGGGAGAGAAGUUUGACCGCUGGCUGGGAAGCUGGAAAGAGAGCGUUCUCAGAUGCAAGCAGAGCGCCAUAGACUGCAGCAUCGUGCACUCAGACUUGCUAUUUGUUCCGUAUCAAAAUUCCCAGGUCGACUAUUCCAAGCUUUUCGAAAAUAUCAUAAUUACAGAAAACAAGCGCAGACACCAGGUCGUGCCGGCUUCUGCCAAUAUUCCAUACGACCUUUCCAUCCCGCGGCUCGACGAGGAUACCAUGACCCCCUCGCUUUUCUCCUCGCGCUUCCAUGACCGCCCAUUUAUUCUCAAGUCCACCAAUCCUGCUCGCUGGCCAGCGUGGACAAUAGACACACUCACAGCCCGCUUCCCAGGCACAACUUUCCGCCAGGAGUACGUGCAGUGGCCGCUAAAACUGUACGCCGAGUACUGUGCCAGCAACCAGGACGAAAGCCCGCUGUAUCUGUUUGACUGCAACUCCGAGGCCAUGAAACAACUCAAGACAGAGUUUGUGUGUCCCGGCGUUUUUUUCCGAGGACAUGUUUGA
Messenger RNA from Ogataea parapolymorpha DL-1, 867 nucleotides. RefSeq lists its product as uncharacterized. The record is from RefSeq and is a predicted model, not a curated record. The coding region runs from base 1 to 867 and encodes 288 amino acids. Gene Ontology annotation, molecular function: cis-regulatory region sequence-specific DNA binding; protein binding. The transcript has a single exon. Gene Ontology annotation, cellular component: nucleus. Lineage: Eukaryota; Fungi; Ascomycota; Pichiomycetes; Pichiales; Pichiaceae.